Chlorella variabilis is the source of this 213-nucleotide messenger RNA. RefSeq lists its product as hypothetical. Gene Ontology annotation, cellular component: nucleus; cytoplasm. Gene Ontology annotation, biological process: modification-dependent protein catabolic process; protein ubiquitination. The transcript has 2 exons. NCBI's taxonomy places the organism in Eukaryota, Viridiplantae, Chlorophyta, Trebouxiophyceae, Chlorellales, Chlorellaceae. The coding region runs from base 1 to 213 and encodes 70 amino acids. The record is from RefSeq and is a predicted model, not a curated record. Gene Ontology annotation, molecular function: ubiquitin protein ligase binding; protein tag activity.
AUGCAGACGGGCAAAACUCACACGGUGUAUGCCCACCCGUCAUGGACCGUGGGCAAUCUGAUGUGGACCAUCGAGAAAAUGGAGGGCAUCCCUAUUGGCUUUCAGCGCCUGUUAUUCAACCGCAAGCUGCUGGUGGGCCAGGACACUUUGGAGCAGCACAAGAUCGGAAGCCAGAGCACACUUCACCUUUUCUUGCAGAUCAGGGGCGACUGA